Molecule: messenger RNA, 1504 nt
Organism: Vigna radiata var. radiata (mung bean)
Lineage: Eukaryota; Viridiplantae; Streptophyta; Magnoliopsida; Fabales; Fabaceae
Product: protochlorophyllide reductase, chloroplastic
Exons: 5
Coding region: 84-1280 (398 amino acids)
Molecular function (GO): protochlorophyllide reductase activity
Source: RefSeq, a predicted model, not a curated record
AAUCACAUUCCCGCUUCAUUCAAUUGAGUGGAACAUUCCAAAACAACAGACUCAAUUUAUAAUUUUCUCCCUCUCAAGUUCCAAUGGCUGUCCAGGCUGCUUCCUUGGUUUCUGGUUACUUCUCUGUUGCCAAAGAGGGGAAGCCUGGCAUGUCUCUGAGGAACACCACAAUGUUUGGUCUUUCAUUAGAAGAUGCUCUCAAAGCGGACUUCAGCUCUCUCUCAUUUUCAUGCAAAAGGGAAUUCCAGAAAAAGGUUUGCCCUUUAAGGGUCCAAUCAGUGGCAACAACUCCAGGAGUCACAAAGGCUUCACCAGAAGGCAAGAAAACUUUGAGGAAAGGCAGUGUUAUUAUCACUGGGGCUUCCUCUGGAUUGGGCUUGGCCACUGCUAAGGCAUUGGCGGAGACAGGAAAGUGGCAUGUGAUCAUGGCAUGCAGGGAUUUCCUCAAAGCUGAAAGGGCUGCAAAAUCUUCUGGCAUUUCUAAGGAAAACUACACUGUUAUGCAUUUGGACCUUGCCUCCCUUGAUAGUGUUAGGCAAUUUGUGGACAACUUCAGGCAAUCAGGAAGGCCACUGGAUGUGCUUGUUUGCAAUGCUGCAGUUUACUUGCCAACUGCAAGUGAACCUACACACACUGCUGAUGGCUUUGAACUAAGUGUUGGAACUAACCAUUUGGGGCAUUUCCUGCUUUCACGCCUGUUGCUUGAGGACUUGAACAAAUCUGAUUACCCUUCUAAGAGGUUGAUCAUUGUUGGCUCAAUCACAGGAAACACCAACACCUUGGCUGGAAAUGUGCCACCUAAGGCUAAUCUUGGUGACUUGAGGGGACUAGCUGGAGGCUUGAAUGGACUAAACACUUCAGCCAUGAUAGAUGGAGGAUCCUUUGAUGGAGCCAAGGCGUACAAGGACAGCAAAGUCUGCAAUAUGCUUACCAUGCAAGAAUUUCACAGAAGAUACCAUGAAGAAACUGGAAUCACAUUUGCUUCCCUCUACCCGGGUUGCAUUGCCACAACAGGCUUGUUCAGAGAACACAUUCCCUUAUUCAGACUUCUCUUCCCUCCAUUCCAAAAGUUCAUAACCAAGGGCUUUGUCUCCGAAGAUGAAUCGGGAAAGCGGCUUGCACAGGUUGUGAGUGAUCCAAGCCUAACAAAAUCAGGUGUCUACUGGAGCUGGAACAAGGCCUCUGCUUCAUUUGAAAAUCAAUUGUCACAAGAAGCCAGUGAUGCAGAUAAGGCUCGCAAGGUUUGGGAGAUCAGUGAGAAACUUGUAGGUUUGGCUUAAAUGGCAUCUUGGCAGCUUCCAAUAUCCUCUUGAUUGAGGGGAAUUUGUCACGGGGUUCAAUAACAUCUCACAAAAGUUUCGACCCUUUUCUGAUCUGUUUCUCUGAUGCAUUUUUUAGCAGCUAACUCCUCUUGUCUUGUCUUGAUGACUACUCUCGAUGAAUCCUUAAAAUGUUUCAAAGUGCACAUGAAGUUAGGAAAUUUGAUUCCACAGCUCUCUCAGAA